AUGGCAAGACGCCAUGCACGGGGUUGUGUGCAAUUCGAGUAUGACUGCUAUUACGAGCCCGCACAGAAGAGACGCCAGCUUCGUAUGUCAUCGCCGACACAGAGAACUGCAAAGCUCGAUACUGAAGAAUCGCUUCAGCACUUCGAGGAAUCUUCACCCACCCCAUCCGCUGAUGAUGAUAUCGAGCGCUUCGGAUCUCGAGAGGCCAACUCGAGUGCGGCGUUCGUGAGGAAGCUGGCAGUCUCCAUCGACCCUGCUAAUGCACCUCCGCUUCACUUGUUCGCAUGGAACUUGUUCAUGGGGACGCGGAAAGUGCAUGGCUAUCAGCCGGUGGCACGGCCAAUCACUAGUAUCGUGUCUCGUGCUACCAUGGAGAGCUUGUUCACCAUAUACCUGGACAAAUUUGAUCGCUGCUAUGGCUUCAUCAACAAGCAGCAAGUGGCUCAACGCAUACAAGCUCGGUGGCAGACUGACAUUGCCGACGGACCCUACGACGCAAUAUUGUGUGGUAUCGCUGCGGCCGGCUAUCUAUUCUCCUGUCGAGAAACUGUCAGUCUCGAGAUGGACCUCAUCGAAAGCGCCAAACAGAUUCUUGAUCGAUGGAGUGAUCUUGAGGUCAGCGUGGACAUCGUUCAGGGCUGGGUGCUUCGAGUGGCAUACAUGAGGAUGACUGCAGCUCCUCACGCCGCCUGGGUCGCUUCGUGCACAAUGAUGCAUCUCAUAGAUGCGGCGAGAUUACACAUUGAGACUGAGAAUAUUGCUUUACCAGACUCGCCUGCAGCGCCUGUCAACGAAGAGGAGAGAGAACUUCACCGAAGAAUCGUUGGCAUCGCUCGGCACUCCAACGUAUGGCUCUCAUUCGACCUUGGUCGAUCCCGAGUUGCACUACACAAUAGUAAAUUCGCCUUGCCAACGACACGUCCGCAUGGAGAUUUCACCACCGAACUCCUGCGAAUUCUACCGCUGGCGGAGUCACUAGAUCCACAGCGUGAUGUCAGUCUAAGCGAGCUUAAAUCGCUUCUCAAGGAAGUGUUGAGCCAGCAGCAUACGGAGCCUCCAUCCGUCCUGGCGCAGACUAAUAUGACGAUGCUCAUUUGUCGACGUCUCCGGGCUCUCGAUGUUCAGCUGACGGGUAGCCUCCUAGACGACGUGCUUGCGCUUACGGCACGGAGCCUACGUGGUGCCCAAGCUAUGCUCAAUGCUAGCAGUCCUUGGCAUCAUGUUGCAAAUGUCCCAUUCCAGGUAGUGUGUAUCUUGCUAGCGAUAGACAGUCCUGCGGCUAUUGGGCAGCUUGGAGAUGCCAUCAAGACCUUGAGCAAUGUUUCACAAGGCUACAAUACGGAUGCCACCAGAGAAGCGCUCAAUACUGCUUGUCUGCUGGUCUGGCUGCAGCAAAAGCGAAAAGAAAAAGAUACACAGAGCUUGACUGAUAUUCUGAGUGCGUACUCGCCAGCUCCUCAACCUUUUGACCAGACAACGAACCUGGCACUCGAUCCAUUAUGGUCGGCAGGUGUUGGACAGGCUUGGGCCGGGACUGAUUCGACCUGGCUGGAUAGUCUAGUGAACGAUAUGCCAAAUCUACAGGGUCUGGAUUUCACUCAACUUCUUGAGCAGGGCUUUCAGUGA
Recurvomyces mirabilis is the source of this 1626-nucleotide messenger RNA. RefSeq lists its product as uncharacterized. The transcript has 2 exons. Gene Ontology annotation, biological process: response to xenobiotic stimulus. Gene Ontology annotation, molecular function: DNA-binding transcription factor activity. The record is from RefSeq and is a predicted model, not a curated record. NCBI's taxonomy places the organism in Eukaryota, Fungi, Ascomycota, Dothideomycetes, Mycosphaerellales, Teratosphaeriaceae. Bases 1 to 1626 code for a protein of 541 amino acids.